Molecule: messenger RNA, 4770 nt
Organism: Porites lobata
Lineage: Eukaryota; Metazoa; Cnidaria; Anthozoa; Scleractinia; Poritidae
Source: the annotation of a GenBank genome assembly
AUGGUGUCCGAGUAUUCGUGGCUCGUUUCAAAAACUUUGGGGGAAUUACUCUCAUGUGAGAGGUUUGAUAAGUCUGCCAUUAUACAGAGAGAUUUAAGUUUAUCUCAAGCGUUCUGUUUGUUGUGGCAAAAUGACAAAACGGGAGACGUUGCUGGAAGGCAAAGACCGAGCGCCAUGUCACACACGGCCUGUGCUGCUGUUCUGUUGGAUUUGUAUAUUCUGGAAAAGGUUGAUUUCGAGAAGGAAAUCAAACAGUGGAUGGACAGAAGAAGACAAGUUAUUUCCGUACAAGUGGGUCGUAAAGUCAUUAAAUCCACUUAUACUCCAACUUUAUUACUAACGGAGAAUCAGGCUACUUAAGGAAAUUUGUAAGCUUAUUAAAGGCUUAGCUAAAUUUUUUAACAAGCCGUCGAAACACAACACGUAUUCCUUUGGAACGACUCAGCCGUUCUUUUCGCCUGAUUUGACCAGGAAUUUUGACUUUGGAACAGCUUUGAUUCAGACCGAAUUUUGGCUUUCGUAAUUUACUUAGGGGCUAUUUACGUGAUAUCAGAAUUUGUAGUCUUGCAUUUAAUUUGGAACAAGCCAAUUUCUUCUCCGGAUGUUUUUCUCUACUUGUUUAAAAGAUGAACGUCCUGCCGGAGCGAGUUUAAUUAAGUCUUCAUUCCGAAGAAUGCUUAACAUGGUAAGCUGGUCGUCUCUCUUAACAAACUUCAUUCGCGAUCUUGAGCAAAACUCAUUUUGGAAUGAAAGUCAUCCCAAUAUCAUGAAGGUUAAAUCUCCAGCCAUGGGUGUCUUAAUUUGGGAAGAAUCAUGGCUGCAUCAAGACACCCAUGGCUAGAAACUGAGCCUAAAUAUCAUGUGAAUAGCCGGCCCCUUGACUUAACUAUAAGGAAAAUUUACUGUCUGGAUCAUUCUGUAAAAGGCAAAAUUCAUUAUGCAAGAAACUUUUUUUGAUGUAUGAAAGAUGGUAAAAAGUUAAAAAAGGUUAAAAAAGGUCCAGAAACACAGGAUAUCUAAGUCACGACCAGUGUAUGUGUUCCCACGUCCAGUGGUCUUGAAAGCGGAUGAAACGGCAGUUUUUUUCACAGGCAUCCCAAGCUCGUGUUAUGAAUGUUGAAUGUAAUUUCCAUUGACGCUAGUGGAUCGGUAUCACGUUACAAGUGAUCAUUGAGACGUUGUACGGGAAAUAAAAUACUGAGGUCUGCAGACGACAAAUAUCAUCAUAGUUUACCUUUUCAAUCAAUAAAAUCAGUAAAGAAAGAAAAUUUAUCUUUGUUGCAUUUUUGUGUGUUUCGGUGUGAAUUCAUCAGUUUGCUCCACUUUUUGGCUCUAUUGUGUUACCCCCUGUAACUCUGGACUAAAUAGAUGAAUUCACACCAAAACACAACAAAAAUAAAUCUUCUUUAUUUAUUUUACUAAUCAAAAGGUAAAAAUAUAUGACGAUAUUUGUUGUUCAUGCAUAGACCUCAAGCUCAGUAUUUUUUUUCUCAUCAAUGAUUGCUUGUAACACAAUACCAACUUACUUGCGUCAAUGGAAAUUACGUUCCACUCGUGAUACUUUAGCUUGGGAUGCCUGUGGUUAUAUUUACUUCAAGAGAUUCAUGACUUUUUCUCUUUCACAGAAAUCAUGUUUUGUGUGUUAAAUUCACCAUGUUAUUCAAUAUUUAUUUAAUUCAUCUAUUUGGAAUGAUGUAGUAUUGGUAUAUUAUUUUCAGACAGGUUUUUUUGUAAUACAGAGGAAGAGUCUUUGGCUCAAUCUUGAAAUCUUGGAAGCAAUUGUGAUGGGUCUCAAAGUCUCAGUGUUGGGUGAUUUUUAACUGGGAGGUUCAAAUUUUUGAAGUCUCAGUCUCGAAUUUUGAAAUCUCGCAGUCUCUCAAAGUCUUAAAUUUACCAUUCUUUACCGCUUUUGUUUUACUUCACUCAUGAGUUUUACAGGUUGUUACACGGAGGAUGAGCCCAAAAGGGAGGCAUUUUAUGUGGUGGGCAUUAUGUAUAUGUUCUGAGAAGUUUUUACAUCAUAUUUUGAAAUUUUAAAAUUUUCUGCUAAAAACUGUUCAGUGUCUGAAGCAACAGGUAACUUUUAUCAACAUAGGGUUGACCCAUUGUCUAGUUAAGUGACCUUGAAAAGUUUGGCAUCUGUUUAUAAUAAGCUCAUAAUUUUGCUUUGUUCAGUAGGAAAACAAUGAGAUUGAGUCAUAAAUUCAAUACAAAUAUAUCAUAUGCACAGGUUAAAGAUGCCACAAUGACGAGUUCGUACUUGGACAAAGCACUUUUUUCAGACAUUGUCAAAUACCAUAAUAAUAGUAUGGGACGGAAAAAAACAACUGUUGAAUGGAUAAUUCAAGGAUCUCAUGAAAGAGAAAACUCAGCAACUGCAGUCUUGGACAGCCUGGUGUGGCGGGGGAUCCUUGGUAGGGAAUCAAUGCUUUUUGGAAGGAAAUAUCCAACACUUAAUUCUGGUAGGCAAAGUUUUGUUUGUAAUGAAUUUGCUGUCUCCUUUUUUGUUAUGCAUAUUGAAUUUUACCUUCCCCCAACUUCCUCAGGCAUACGUACUCGCGGACAAGAAAAGCUUUUUCUGACCUGAGGGUAGGAAAUGCCUUACAAAAUUUCUUGGAGUUCUUGUGUACAGUCAAUCCAUCUUAGUUGAAAGCUGUUUGCACGUCACUGCAUCAAUAACUCUGCAUUGAAAGCCUCCAAAUGUCAGUUUUAUAAAAAUACUUUCAAAACUAGUGCUGCCUAAUAGAGGUUAGCCUGAGCAAACAGCUGACAUUUUGCAAUGCCACAACUGCUUUCCCUGCAAAAUGACAUCUGAGAAACGUGUGCUGAAUUCCUUUACUGACGAUGCGUUACUUCAAAGAUCUGAGUAGUGGCACGUCAUCAGUAUGGAAUUUCAGAAAUCAUUUUGUGAGAAAUCCAGUGUUGGCAUCGUGUAAUGUUGGCUGUUUUCUCAUGCUGGGAUGUUGCAUGUAAUAUGGUAAAAGCUAAUAUUUAGAAUCCAGACAUGGUGUGGAUCUAGUGAUGGUGAUGUAGAAAUUAGGUAGAAAAAACAUAUCUGGUGUGAAGUGUUGAUAUGUGUUCAACCAAUUUGAUUGAUCCAUUAGUCAUUACAUUGCAAAAGAAGUCUCAUUAUGAACUGCAAAAAGUCAUAUUCAAAGGAAAACAGGUUUUAACUUUAAUUGGUCUUGGGGUUCACUGUGUGUAUUAUACCAGUAGGAGACAGUUUUCCUUGGGUCCCCUGUAAUGUUAGCUCAUCAUCAUGAAGAAAAUAGUCUGAACAUGCUCUGUGGUUGACAAUCAUGUUGGAUGUACACAGUAUAAUCUAAGUGAUCUUGGAUCACUGAUCCUGAUCAUGAUCAUCCCAUUACUAAUUAGAUAGGUAUGUUUCCAUGUGUCCAACACAGUGGAUGUUUGUUUAAUGUUGUUUGAAUAUGAAAGUGGAUCAUGUUUUGUUGAUCAUCAUGUCAGCACAUCAUGCUGCUAUCCUACCAGGUGACUGUUUAAUUAAUAAAGGUGUAAUAUAGUUUAGUAUUAGCGAAUAGUUAUUGGGAAUUCUAGAGGGUCAGGGGUUUCGUUUGAGGUCAGACGCUGGACAGAACAUCUGGUUGUUUGACAUGUAAUGUCUGGUAGUUCAAUAAUAAUUGCCAACCUAACCCCAAAAUAUUUUUUCACUACAAUACAUCUUUGCACCUGUUUGAAACGCAUUUGCCUGUUUUUUACCAUUUUUGCCAAAUCUUGACGUUUUGUAGGCUUCCAAUACUUACGAAAGUAAACAUCAUUUGGUACACGACGGAGUCAAAAGGGGCAUGGGUCUAUUCCUGAUUUGAUGUCACAAACUAUUUUACAUGCAUGUUUACAAAGACUUAAUGGCAUGUAAAUCAGUUCGUGAUGUCAAAUCAGGAAUAGACCCACGCCCCUUCUGACUUGGUCAUAACCAAAUAAGGCUCAGUUUUGAAGCCUAUAAAAAGUCAACGGUUGGUGGAAAACAUGAUUAAAUUCUCAGUGUGUUUCAAACAGGAGUAAAGAUUUAUUUUAGUGAAAAAUAUAUUUUGGGGUUAGGUGCACUUUAAUGCCUUAAGAAUCUUAACGGUUAACCAAUUCUGGUCUUUAGGGAACUCAGGAAAUUGUGUUUCAGAGAGUCCAAUUUUAAAAAUGUUCUGGGGAAACAUGCCCCCCACCCCAGAAGUUUGUGCCUGGGAGUCCACCAGCUGAAUCUCUGCAUCUGCAGCUUCCAAAGGGUAACUGUGUGAACUUAAUAGAUGUGACCCCUAAAUGAAGGAUAAAUUUAUAGUAAGCAUGGGUGACCAAUUUUAGGAAUUUGAAAAUGGUGGCUUAAUGGAGGUUUGUCUGUUUGAGUAUGUAUUGUUGGUCAUUAUAGGCAGUAAUGUACUGAUGGUGGGUACAGUUUUAUGAGGUCAAAUUAAUUGUAGAGGUGGUAAAUUUAGAUUUAUAAUAAGUGUACAGUUUCUUUGAUUUUUGGUUUGAUAUUAUCCAGAUCCUGAAAAAAAGCUCAUAGAUGAAAUAAGAGAGGUUGUUCUCAAAAAUCAACCUGCAGAUUUCUUUACUUGGACUCUUCUCAAGCUGGUAUAUGAAGCAGACUGUUGUUCCAGUAAGAAAGCACGUGUCCUUAGCAGAUAUUUUUCAGCUGACGAAUUUCAAGGGGCACAAGAAGCAAUCAAGGCUCUUGUUACUGUACCUGUUGAGGACAGCUUGAUUGCAAGUCCUGAUGCAGAAAGUCUUGAGUCAUUUGAACUUAAAGUAGUUGAAUAG